Molecule: messenger RNA, 639 nt
Organism: Macroventuria anomochaeta
Lineage: Eukaryota; Fungi; Ascomycota; Dothideomycetes; Pleosporales; Didymellaceae
Product: charged multivesicular body protein-like protein 5
Exons: 2
Coding region: 1-639 (212 amino acids)
Biological process (GO): late endosome to vacuole transport via multivesicular body sorting pathway; vesicle budding from membrane
Cellular component (GO): multivesicular body
Source: RefSeq, a predicted model, not a curated record
AUGAACCGUCUAUUCGGAGCAAAGAGCACGGCGCCCAAGCCAACCCUCAACAGCGCCAUCUCAAACGUCGACACACGGAUAGAAAGCCUUGAUGUCAAGCUUGCCAAGCUCAACGCUGAGCUUUCCGCCUACCAGCAGAAGCUUGCAAAGAUGCGCGACGGCCCUGGCAAGACCGCCAUCAAGCAGAAGGCACUGAAGGUUCUCCAGCAGCGCAAGAUGUACGAGUCACAGCGAGACCAGCUUCAGGCCCAAUCGUGGAAUAUGGAGCAAGCCGGCAUGAUGCAGGACAACCUCAAGAACACCAUGACCACCAUCGACGCCAUGAAGACGACCACCAAGGAGCUACGGAAGCAGUACGGCAAAGUCAAUAUCGACAAAAUUGAGAAGCUGCAGGAUGAGAUGGCCGAUCUUAUGGACAUAGGAAACGACAUUCAAGAUGCAAUAAGCCGCAGCUACGAUGUGCCAGAAGACGUCGAUGAGUCGGAGCUGGACGCUGAACUGGAGGCACUCGGUGACGAGGUCGACUUCGAGGGUAUUGGCGAAUCGUCGAGUGUACCUGGGUUCUUGACUGAGGACACCGCACCACCAACGUUCAUUGACGAGGCGCCAGAGCCAAAGGUCAAGGAGGCUGCGGGUUGA